AAAGUAACCUAGAAUGUUAUUUAAUCUUAUUUCAAUCUAAAUUCGGAAACAUUACGUUUCUCUUCAAAAAUUCUGGUAAAAAUAUUUAAUUACAAGUUUUGUUAUGCUUCCUAUACGCUGCUUAACCAAAUGUGAUAUAGAAGAAGAUGAAAAUUCGCAAAUUGAAGUAAUAUUAGGAGGUGACCAACGCCCACCAUGUGGAGUGAAGCCAUUGCUUAUGGCUCCUAAAGUCAAACUUAGCAGCGGUCAUGAAAUGCCGAUUUUGGGAUUUGGAACAAAUAAGCUGAAGGGAUAUCAAUGUUCCACAGCAGUUCAUUAUGCUGUAGAGACAGGAUUUAGGCAUUUUGACACUGCAUAUUAUUAUGAGAACGAAAAAGAAGUUGGAGAAGCUCUUCGUACCCAAAUCAAAAUGGGAAACAUCUCAAGAGAAAAUAUAUUUUUGACUACCAAGUUAUGGAAUACCCACCAUGAGCCGAAUGAGGUGCGCCGUAUAUGUCAAAAGCAGUUGGAAUCGCUUGGAUUACUUAUAUCGACUUAUAUUUAAUGCACUUUCCAAUUGGAUAUAAACAUUUUGGCGAUGAAAUUCUUCAGCCAAUGAAAGAUGGUGAAAUACA
This is a messenger RNA of Drosophila serrata, 614 nucleotides long. RefSeq names its product Aldo-keto reductase on Y (gene ARY). Gene Ontology annotation, molecular function: oxidoreductase activity. The record is from RefSeq and is a predicted model, not a curated record. Lineage: Eukaryota; Metazoa; Arthropoda; Insecta; Diptera; Drosophilidae.